UAAUUAUCGAUCGGACAAUGGGUGCUGGGCUUAUAAAAUGAGGGCACGGUGCAGGAAAACUUCAGAAAGACAGGUGUAUCGGACGAUAGACCACCAAGACGGUAUCUUCUACCUUCAGAUUCGCUAUUCGUUGGACAUCAUGAAAGCCAGUUUGGCCCAGAUUCUGCUGGUUAUAGUUGCCAUGAUAUCAUGGACGGCUGUCGCGCGGAUUCCAACAGACGAGGAACUACGGCAAGCGAUCGACUUGGCCAAGGAAAGGUUGGAGCAAAGGACUAAAGCCCUCUCUGGUGGAGACAACAUGCCCGUACCGACUUCGGUGCAGCUGAAACUCGGCACUAUUCACAGGUCCACGCCCAUGUCUGUGGAGCUCAGCCAAUGCGCCUGGGUCUUGGAGAAUGUGGCAGAGCAUUUCAUGGGCAGUGAAUACAAUGUCAGUUUUGAGGCGCUGACGAGGAUCGAAUCUACAAACUUGACGAGUUUGUGUGACGUGACAUCGAUGAAACCAGUCACCUGCGACCCACCAGCUAUCCCAGAGUUCCGGUCGGCAGACGGCCGUUGCAACAACAGAGCUCACCCCCUUUGGGGAAGUGCUGAACAACCCCAGAAGAGACUGCUCCCGUCAGAGUACAGCGAUGGGUUCACGGUGCCCCGGAUGACUGCCCGGAGUGGCGCGUCCCUCCCCAGCGCGAGGCUGGUCAGCUCCACCCUGCACGAAGACUUCAGGAAGUCCAGCUCCGUCAACUCCAACAUGGUCAUGCAGUUCGGCCAGUUCCUGGACCACGACAUCACGCUGACUCCAAACUUCCAGGAAGAAGGUCUGGUCUGCGAAUGCGGCUCGCAGGACGACCGCUGCUUCAACAUCCCCGUUCCCACCGAUGAUGAGGACUUCGCCAGUGAGCCGUGCAUAACGUUUUCCCGCUCGCGAUCCAGUCCGAACGAAGGGUGCCGCAUGGGUCCGCGGCAGCAGAUCAACCAGAUCACCGCCUUCAUAGACGCCUCCAACGUCUACGGCUCAUCGGAGGAGGAGAUGGAGGUUCUUAGAGACAUGGAUAAGCACGAGGAAAUGCGUGGUCCUAACCUUGCCUUAGGACGUGCCACGCAACAGUCUAGUGUAGCGUUCGGUGGCGUCCCUGGACGCGCGGUGGACGGCAACACUAACGCCGUGUACAGCUCCAGUUCCUGUACCCACACAGAGAACACUGACAACAACUGGUGGUAUGUCGACCUGGGAAGCUCACACUACAUCGACGAGGUCGUCAUCUUCAACCGGCAGGACUGCUGCACGGAACGACUCAACUCCUUCCAGCUUCACGUGGGCGACUCUCCAAACGUGGCGUCCAACCCGUCGUGUGGUGGUAACCACGUAGUGACCAGGGGACAGGAAACUAUCACCGUGGACUGUGGCGGUCGCCAGGGCCGCUAUGUGGGAGUUCUCCUGCCGGCCAGACAGCCCCUCACACUUUGUGAGGUACAGGUGUACGAAGAACAAGGGCUGUGUCCUCUAGGAUACACCAGAUAUAGACGCAACUGUUUCAAGGCCACUCAAACGGCAAAAGACUUCGACUCCGCCGCGGCAAGCUGUGCGGAAGAUGGCGGAAUCCUCGCCACGCCCAAAGACAACGACACGAACACGUUCCUGGUGCACCUGAAGAACCAAGUCUCUACAGAAGUCCCCUUCUGGUUCGGCCUGAGCGACAGACAGGUCGAGGGAGAAUGGCGAUGGGAAGACGGGACUAUACUUCAAGAUGGUGCCUUCACGAACUGGCUGCCGGGAGAACCUGAGAUUUCGGGGCGGGAGGACUGCGUGAACUUCCUGGCAGGGACGUCGGGCUCCAAAUGGAACGACGUGCCCUGCAGCAGGCGCCGGGGAUACAUCUGUCAAGUCGAGCUGAUCUCAAAGUCUCCUCGCGGCCUGCUGAAGUCCCGACCCAACCCUGCAGACUCAGAGAAGAAGGAGCUGCUGCCGGGUGCCAUGGCGGAGGAGUUUGAGAUGGGGUGUCCUGAGCACGAGUCGGACGGGACGGAGACGUGUUCUCAGGCAGGUGACGUCCGCGUGAACGAACAGCCAGGUCUGACGUCCAUGCACACCGUCUUCCUCCGCGAGCACAACCGGAUAGCCAGGCAGCUUUCCACCCUCAACCCACUCUGGAACGAGGACCGCGUCUUCUUGGAAACCCGGAAAAUCAUUGGCGCGCUGAUGCAGAAGAUCGUGUACGGAGAGGAUCUGCCUAACGUUCUCGGUCCGGAUGCCAUGGCCAAGUUUAACCUGUCACUAACCGAGAAUGGCUUCUACCAUGGGUAUGACGAGAACGCGAACCCAACCAUCUCUAACGCGUUCUCCACAGCAGCCUACCGUUUCGGCCAUAGUCUUGUUGAUGAGAAGUUCACCAGAGCGACUCCAGACUAUGCCCCAGGCGCCAAAUGCCCGAUCCAGCUGGCCAUGAGCUUCUUCAAUCCGUCCCACAUCUUCGACAAUGACCAAGGCGGCCCCGACUCCAUCAUACGUGGUCUUGUGAGCCAAGCUUCUGGGCUGUUCGACCGUUUCAUGGUGAGCGAUCUGACCAAGCACCUGUUCGCGGAUCCUCCCGGGUCGGUGGGGCUGGACCUGGCCGCCCUGAACAUCCAGCGGGGGCGAGACCACGGACUGCCCGGGUACAACGCCUGGCGGGAGAGAUGCGGCCUGUCCAGGGCACAUGGCUUCGACGACCUGGAAGCAGAAAUCCCCGACUGGGUGACCAGACAUCGGCUGUCUAGUGUGUACACUGACGUAGACGACAUCGACCUGUUUGCCGGAGGUCUUGCCGAGAAGUCCGUGCCGGGCGGUGUAGUCGGCCCCACCUUCGCCUGUCUCAUCGGCCUGCAGUUCCAGGAACUGAGGGUGGGGGACCGCUUCUGGUUUGAGAACAGCGGACAGUUCACCACAGAUCAACUUGCUGAGAUAAAGAACACAACGCUGGCCCGUAUUCUGUGCGACAACACGGACGGCACCACACACAUGCAGCCUGACGUCUUCCGACUCCCCCGCGCUGGGAACGACAUAGUGGCGUGCUCGGCUCUGCACCAGAUAGAUCUGACCAAGUGGCAGGUGUGAGCAUACGGACCAUAUCUUUAGCAAGUACCUACCAGACAGGUGUGAGCAUAGGACAUCUUUAGUAAGUACCUGCUUGCCAUCCUAAUGCUGUAGACGUGUUUAGCAUAUGAGACAAGUUUGUUUAUUCCAAAUCUUCUUUUAAGUAGGUUAAACCUUUUCGUUUUACUUGUGGAACACGAAAUAUGCAUUUUGUAAACAUAGUCUAUGUAUCAUUAUAAUCUAUCAGGCACCAUGAAUUUUGAUGUAGUGCAUAAAUACAUAUUAAGUACUCCACAGAUGAUUUUUUGUAUUUUAAGCCGAAAUGAGUAAAUGCUGCUGGUUUGAAGAUUUCAAGAGUAUAUUUUAAACAGUAAUGACAAGAAAGCAGUAGUAGUAGAUAGAGGCUAAGAUAUAUUUGGAAGUUAGACAAUUGUGAAAUACAAAAUAAAAAUUGUGAGUUCUUAAAUUAAGCUAAGAUUGCAUGUACAUAUAUUUAUCAAAUUGAAAACUAGGACAUUGUGCCAACUUGUAUUGUACCAGUGACUUCUAGUGUAUCAAUGUCUGACUGCUAAGGGCACAUUUGUCUGUAACCUUUCUUCUUUGUUUGUGGCAUUGUACCAGUUGCAUGAAUGUAUCAAGCCAUUUCAAAAGUAAUAAAAUACAAGUUCAAAUUA
Messenger RNA from Branchiostoma floridae (Florida lancelet), 3744 nucleotides. RefSeq names its product myeloperoxidase-like. Gene Ontology annotation, molecular function: heme binding; peroxidase activity. The transcript has 12 exons. NCBI's taxonomy places the organism in Eukaryota, Metazoa, Chordata, Leptocardii, Amphioxiformes, Branchiostomatidae. The record is from RefSeq and is a predicted model, not a curated record. Gene Ontology annotation, biological process: response to oxidative stress. Bases 38 to 3091 code for a protein of 1017 amino acids.